Prorocentrum cordatum is the source of this 2918-nucleotide messenger RNA. The record is from the annotation of a GenBank genome assembly. Lineage: Eukaryota; Dinophyceae; Prorocentrales; Prorocentraceae.
GUGUUCCUCACGCCGCGGCCAUCGUCCAUCGGCCCCUGCGAGAUGAUUUUUCAUUGGUGGCGUCGCGCGUCCCAUAUGACAUGAAUGACAUGUUGGCGAGAGUUGAGGCAGAUGGGUCGUGGAAUGACAUCAGCACUUGUAUUGAUGGUCUGGGGGCCCUCUUGGCGACGGAUGCUGGCGAUCAGUUCUUGUCCAGAAGCGGCCUCGCAUGCGUGGGCGCCUGCGCGGGGGCCCGCGACACAGUGCCGUUCAGUUCGAUUGCAGAUUCAGCACAACAGGACUUUUCGUGUGUGAUGGACCGCUACCUGUUCUAUUCAGCGUGCGCCUUUCAGAUCGAGCGCCGUCGGACUCUGCACACAUUCAAGACACUAGCUCGGCGCGUUGCUGCCACUGGCGGGGCAGCGCUACGGUAUUCAGUGCACGUCUCCAUGGACGAGACACUUCUAUACCAUAAGGUCCGCGGCCACGAACGCAUCACAGACGCCAUCAUAGACGCAGCGAACGAGACAGGCGAGACCAAUAUCAUCACUGCAGAGCUCGGGAAAGCAGAGGCAGAGCACCGCGGCCAGGUGGUCGCUUACGAGCUGAAGAUCGGCGCUGUGUUCAGGAUGCCUCCUCGAGACGGCGACGCUGGGCCGAAACACCUUCACGCGAUGGCGGAACUGCCGUGCACGCUCACGAGCGUUGACCGCAAGACAGCAGAGACCUACGCGCACAUCGGGAAGAUGCAAACGGCUGGUAUUCAUGAUGAGUUGGGUGGUCUCUUCCAGAGGUUCGAUCGCACUUCGAUGUCGGACGGGGAUGGGGCCAUCGCCAAGGCAGAGCGGCAGCUUGGCCGAGCUGAAGAAAUCUCACACAGGCGUUGCAAGAUCCAUCUGUUGCAGGGCGCCCACGAGAAAAGUAGCGGGUCGGUCUUCGACGAAACUUUGACAGAGCACUACCAUAUGAGUAAGGCUCUCCAGGCACCUGGUGGCAUGCGGGCGUUCAAGAACAUAUCCAGGGAAGUGCUGUCCAGGCGCGUGGAGAUCAAGUUCGGCGAGUCGCCCAUGCUCGCCGCCGACCGUCGGCGGGCUGUCAUCGACGAGUUCCCCCCGCGGUCUGCGGCGGAACUCAAGGUCGUCAAGGCGCGCUUGAUUGUGAGCAUGGUCGCAAACGGCGACUACGACCGGAUGGGCGCCUUCGAGAUGCACGCGCCCAAUGCCGACGAGGAUCCUGCAGAGCGCCGGCAUUGGGCAUUGAAGUACUACGUCGAUGCCAUUCUCGCAUUGGGUGUCUAUCCAUUUCCACGGUCCCGCUGGACAAGGGCAGCGGACAGCUUGCGCGUCAUCGGGCUGUUGGCGAACACCCACGGUUUGCUACAAGAGAUAUGUCCUAUUUACGCGGCGCGCCAUCUCAAGACCACCGUGCCUGAUGGUGUUGGCGACGGGCUGCUGGCCAUUGCAGACGUUGGUGCGCACUUGUGCGACGCGGGCGACGCUCGGCCCUUUGCCGACGCAUGCGCCGUGGAUGCAAGGAGCAUGGCAACGCACGUGAAGAAAGGCUUGGUUGCAUGUAGGGGCGACGCGUUCGCCGCCAGGACGCUGUCGUUGACGAUCCUUGCGAAGCCGCAGCAGCACUUUAUGUACAGUUGCCUCGGCCUGGGUUCUGUUCGCGCCUCGGGGCGGGCUCAUGCUCGCAAUGCGGCCCUGGCGUGUGGAGGCGUUGGAACUGGCGCCUGCUUGCCGCCGCACAUCGAGGUCAUCGGUAUGCUCGAGGGUUUCCCGUGGAAGUUGUACGCCUUGGCUCAGCUGGGCGUGGAGACGGGGGGCGCCUCGCACAUGACUAAUGGUUUGGAGGCAACGCCAGCGUGCAUGCUCGACCCCUGGACUCGCGGUCUGAUUGCCCACUAUUCGGACAAGGGUGGCAUGGGCAGCGCCGACGCGCUGGCGGACGUCCUUGCCCACGCGGCGGAAGCCGAGAGCGAGAACAGCAGGCGCGAGAACAUCCACGCAUGGGCAUCCCGCAAGAUUGGGCGCAUGAUCAAGGCUGCAGCUAUCAGCGACUGGGAUACCAGACACCAGCUAUUUUGCCAAGCUGAUUGCGAAGCCCUGCCGCGCCUAGGACCACCGCGGGCGCGAUGCUUCGAGGCUGGCCUCUGCUUGUGCGGCGACAGCGGCGGAUUAGUCGACAUGUUCGUCAAGCACUGGGAGGGCGCUGUCAAGAUGCAGUUCCCUGCCAAGAGCACAGAGCGUAACCUUCUCAAGAGUGCAAGCUUUUGCCAGGUCUUAGUUGGCACGUACCAGCUCGCAGGUUUAGAUGCCCGCGGAGGUGCUGAUUCACCAGAGCAGGUUGUUACCAUUGAGGAAUGGAGCUGCAUCGCCUUCCAAUGCCUGUCACCAUGGAAGGCUGUGCUCAUGCCUGCAACCACGCCUGGGGGUGCCAGCGACGCCAGGGUCACGAUCACGACGAAGCCGAAGUGGUUGAGGCGCCAUUUGUAUUUCAAAGAGCUUUUGGACAUGUAUGGUUCUGAUGUUCCGUGGUCUAUCCAGUUCUUUCAGUUCCAGCCGUCUGCGGCGCUGAAGGGCGCUUUUGCUCCAGCGGCGCAAGUGGCAAAGCGACUUGACGGUGAUGCGGUGUCUUUCUGGAGUGGUGAGGACGACUUUGGCAGGCUGGCGAAUUUCCUCCAUCGAAGGGCUCGCAGAGACCGCGAGGGAGGUGGACCAGCAGCCGACGGCGACGAUGACGGUGGAGGUGGCCAUCGCGCAGAUGGGGGCGACCACCGCAGCGACGACGAGCUCAGCGGCCAUGGCGACGUCGAUCUGAUCGACGACGCAGUCAUGUUUGACGGCGACGGCCGAGAGCCUGGAGAUGAGAUCGUCGGCGAUGACUUCGAUGCCGUUGGAGGGCCCCCGACCCCAGUGACGUCAGAUGACGAGGUG